UUUGAGUGCGUGGUUUUGACUUUUGACAGAAAAAGAUAAUGAUAACAUAACACACGUAGCUAGUAUUUAAAAAUUUCAGAAUCAUUUGUAGUUUUCCCGUCUGGUUAUAAAGUUUAUAUCUAGUAUUCGUAUUUUGUAAAUCUUCACAAUGCGAUUGAUUUCCGUAAUUUUAAGUUCGCUAUGUUUCAUGUUAGUUUCUGCAAAAAUAGACCCGCAAAAUUUAAAAUGCCUUGUUUGUCGCCAGACGUUCGAAGAGCUGAAUAAGGUUAUCAAGAACGUGGAGAAAUGGAAAAAAGUGGAUGUGGGCAACUUCAGAAUGGAUGCAGAUGGCAACACCAUGCAGCAGAAGGUGCCCGCGCACCGUUCUUCUGUCUACAUCUCUGAGCUCAUUGACAGCAUCUGCAAGAAGAUGGACGACUACGUGCGCGUGUACUACAAGUCGACCGGCAAGCUGGCCAUCAUGCAGCUGAUGACGGAGGAGGGCGGCAUGAACCCGGACUUCAGCAAGACCAAGUUCGUCACCGACGACGACCUCAACAAGAGCCUCGAAUACUACUGCGAGCGCAUGUUCGAGGAGAGCGAGGACGAGAUCACGUCGCUGUACAAGCUGCGGCCGCACGACGACGUGAUGCCCGACGCGGAGCAGGCGAUCUGCUUCGAGCACACGAAGUACUGCGAGCGGUGGAUGUUGCCGACGGCCGAAGACACCACGUGGACGCCGGAGAUGGAGGCCGAGUACGUCAAGAUACAUGGACCUGACCCGUACGGGUUCGGAGGCGCGCCGCCCCCCGCCCCCGACAUGCCCGAGCUGGGGGAGCUGGGCGAGCUGGGCGAGCUGGGCCACAGCCCGCCGCAGCCGGAACACGACCUGGGCGAGGACAUGGAGGCGGAGGAGCAUCACGACGAACUGUAGCCACACAUCCCUACACCGUACUCUAUUCACUUUACUUAUUUGUUGCCAUUUCCCUGACUAUAGAAAUGUUAAACAUUCUUGUGGUUUUAUUUAGUUGUAAAUGUUGUGUCGGAGGCAUUUGUUGAGGAAUGCUGGCUGCAUGUGGUGCGCCACGCUUUGUUUGUGAUAAUGAGCAGUUGUGAGAUGCCAUCCUGUGCAUAAUUCAGGCCCCAAUUAACUCUUAGCCGAUUAUGAGUGCCCCUUAGCGGUUGCACAAACUGUAACAUGAAACAUGGUAUUGUAUUGUAUGGAGAAAGUUAUUUUUGUACGACAUUGGUAUGUUAUAAACGUAAGAAUUCAUAGUAUUUCUAAUACUAAUGUCGCCCUGUCCGAGCCGUUCGUUAACAAUAAAUGUAAUGUUAAUUU
Molecule: messenger RNA, 1318 nt
Organism: Papilio polytes (common Mormon)
Lineage: Eukaryota; Metazoa; Arthropoda; Insecta; Lepidoptera; Papilionidae
Gene: sel
Product: protein canopy homolog 1
Exons: 7
Coding region: 149-913 (254 amino acids)
Cellular component (GO): endoplasmic reticulum
Source: RefSeq, a predicted model, not a curated record